This is a messenger RNA of Brassica oleracea var. oleracea, 1236 nucleotides long. RefSeq names its product auxin-responsive protein IAA26-like. The record is from RefSeq and is a predicted model, not a curated record. The transcript is spliced from 5 exons. Gene Ontology annotation, molecular function: protein binding. Gene Ontology annotation, cellular component: nucleus. Gene Ontology annotation, biological process: regulation of DNA-templated transcription. The coding region runs from base 212 to 1027 and encodes 271 amino acids. NCBI's taxonomy places the organism in Eukaryota, Viridiplantae, Streptophyta, Magnoliopsida, Brassicales, Brassicaceae.
AUCUUUCUUUCUCUCAAUUUUUUUUUUUUUGGAGAUUGUUUCUUUCUUAGAGGGUUCUCAGGUUUCUUCUCCUUAAAAGGUUUAUUAGGGUUUUGUGAAUCUCUGUCACACCUCUCAUCUUGUGAGGAAGCUAUACUAAGUCUUGAUCCUUUUGAAGCAAAUUAUCAGUUUUUUGAAGUUUGGAUUCUUGCGUUGUAACCAAGAAAGUCAAAUGGAGGGUUGUCCAAGAAACAAAGAAACAUGUCCUAAACUCCUCGAUUUGAUUCCUCAAGGAAGAAAAUGGUACCAUGAAGAGAAGAACAACACAGAUCACAAACACAAACUUGAGCUAAGGCUUGCACCACCCGGUGGUGAUGAAGAAGAUCGUUCUGCCAUUUACAAGACGAACAUAGAGACAAGAAACAACAACAUCGAGAAGGAAGCAGAAGACAAAUCUAUCUUCAAUCUCAGCGGAAACCAUUCCUCGCCUCCCAACAAAACCACUUAUGCUCCUCACAUCUCUCACAAAAGAACUGCUCCUGGUCCAGUGGUGGGUUGGCCUCCGGUUCGUUCGUUCAGAAAAAAACUAGCGAGCACAAGCUCUUCAAAGCUCGGAAACGAAUCCUUCCUUGGAGGUCAAGUCAACAAGAGUGGUGAUGGCGAAAAGCAAGUCCAACCUAAGAGGGAAGGAAUGUAUGUAAAGAUCAACAUGGACAGUGUUCCAAUUGGUCGAAAAGUCGAUCUCAAUGCUUACAAUAGCUACGAACACCUCUCUUUUGCCGUUGACAAACUCUUCAGAGGUCUACUCGCAGCCCAAAGAGAUACCUCUGGUGCUGAAGGAGAAGAGAAACCGAUCAUUCGUUUACUUGAUGGGAAAGGAGAAUUCACUUUAACUUAUGAAGACAAUGAAGGGGACAAGAUGCUUGUUGGGGAUGUUCCUUGGCACAUGUUUAUUUCAUCUGUGAAGAGACUGCGUGUGGUUAAAAGCUCUGAGAUUUCGUCUACCUUGAGAUUUGGAUGCAGUAAGCAGCAGAAGAUGAGGACUUGAAGUCUUGUAGAAAUUUCUGUUUUGAGCCAGAGGGUCUCAGAGUUUUCAAUUGUACAUGUGGUUUUUGUUAUAUUGAUCUGAUCUGAUAUAUCUUCCCAUGUCUUUAAAAAGCGUUAUCUCUUAGGAAGGUACUUAGAACAUAAUUAAUCAUCAUCUCAUGUCUACAUAACUCUUUCUGAAAAUAAAUGAAGUUUUUAUUCUCUGUAAAA